AUGCGGUGUGCUGGUUGCUGCCGUGUGGUGGUUUCGGCCGCGGCGACAACUGCCAUUGUCUCUGCUGCGCCCUUCUGCCUCCGCCGCGGGGUGUCUACCGACGGCCGCGCCACGGUGGCACCGCCGAACACCGGCCUGCAGGCAAUGCUUCAACAGCUACGGCGUCGCUUUCAUCGGGACGCACCCGGGGCGAACGAUGCGGCGGCUGAGAAGCUGGGGGAGGCGGCCGUGGAGUCCCGUCCACGGGCCCCGGCAUUGCGGCAGAUAAUUACUGAGUGCGAGGAGAUGUGUGACGCGGAAAGGCCUGUGGUCUGCUCCAUGGCGGAGUGGUCGGAGGCGGUGCAUCUGCUUCUUUACGCCAUGGCACGGGCAGGAAGAGAAGCUGUGGACGACGGCGUGACGACGCGGGAGACGUCGACGCCAUGGUGUGUUGCUCUCCGCCUGUUUCUUCACUCACCCCCAGCUCAAGGUGCAUCCGACGCUGAAAAACCGUUUGCACACUCCUUAGCUUCCGGCGUGAGUUUGCUGCGGUGUUGCGUGCGGCAUGGUGCGCCGUUGCAUGUCGGCCGUGCGGUGUACCAGACGCUGCGAUCGUCUGUUUCCGUGACGUCAGAGACGCCACUCACCGGUUGGCAUGUGCCGUACGCACGGUUUUUGCUUCUGAAGGCCGCAGAGGAAGAGGAAGCGGUGGCGACUGUGCCGCUUGCUCUUCAUAAGGAGGCCCUACGAGUGUUACUGCUGGACGCUGCCGAGGAUGGUGAGAUGCUGCAGCCUGCUGGCCUACUCCUGUCACUUGAGGUGCUGCGCCGCCUAGUCACGUGGGGAGGUGCAGCAGGGGAGAACGACAACAUGCAACACAAAGUGGGAGCAAGUGGGGUGGAGGAUGCACUCUGGUGUCGCCUGCAGCGCGGCGCAGACAUUGUGGUGGUUGCCCGUGAUGUGUGCUGCUGCGUGCUGCGCAACCGACACGCUUCGCAUGCGAUGAAGCGGGAGGCCUUUUGUCGGUUCAUCGCCGUGGGUAUGCGGCUUUCGCUGGAGGAGCUGCACCCGUUUCUUUGCAGUGUGCACCGCAACGAUGGGCCGGCGACCGCACACAAGAAAACAGCGUUGCCGUUUUUGCUUGAGACGCUCCAGGCAGUUACAGAGAUCCUGAGUGGUGUUGUCGCUGAUGUCGAGGCGGUGGGUGACGUUUUGGCGGAGCCGUCAGAGGGCGCCACGCCUUCACGCUCCCCGGCGACUCCGUGUUUUGCGUCAGUGUGGCUGGUUGAUCACAUUCUGCAGGGAUUGGCGUCUUUGCAGCGGCAGGCAAUCACUGCAGACGGCGCGAAGGAGAGUCGGCGUUGUGCCGUGGAGGCAUGGACCAGGUGCACGCGAGCUGCGUUGCGAUGCCUGCAGCGUGUUCUUCUGCACCUGCCGGACGGGCGGUGUAAGUCACUACGGCGUCAACAGCGCGAACAACAGCACGCGAGGCAGCAGGCGUUCUGCAUGUUAUUUCACGCCGCGCUCAACGGUGUAUUUCACUCUCUUGCGGAGUCCGAGUCUCCUGCACUUGCGCAGCCCCAGUUUUUAGACGUCGUGUCGACCCUCAUGCAGGCCUACCGCGAGCAUGACUGGCGUUGGCCUUCCGUGGACGUCUGCAUUGAAUGUUUGCAUGCGUGGCGCCGACACAGCGUCCUGCGGCGCGUGUUUUGCGAGGCGCAGCGCAGGGACGAAAGGAGGUGGCACGCUGAGCGGCGGCGUAACGGCAACAGCGCCUGUCCCGUGAACGACCUGUCGACUAUCCCCACGCCGAUGGCGUCCGUCGCUGCGUCUCUCAACAUGUUGUGUAGUGGUGCACUCCGCGUGUCAGCACGAUGA
Trypanosoma rangeli is the source of this 1857-nucleotide messenger RNA. RefSeq lists its product as uncharacterized. The record is from RefSeq and is a predicted model, not a curated record. The coding region runs from base 1 to 1857 and encodes 618 amino acids. Lineage: Eukaryota; Euglenozoa; Kinetoplastea; Trypanosomatida; Trypanosomatidae. The transcript has a single exon.